Messenger RNA from Pomacea canaliculata, 3553 nucleotides. Its product is annotated as phenoloxidase-activating factor 3-like. The record is from RefSeq and is a predicted model, not a curated record. Gene Ontology annotation, molecular function: serine-type endopeptidase activity. Gene Ontology annotation, biological process: proteolysis. NCBI's taxonomy places the organism in Eukaryota, Metazoa, Mollusca, Gastropoda, Architaenioglossa, Ampullariidae. The transcript is spliced from 12 exons. The coding region runs from base 625 to 2115 and encodes 496 amino acids.
ACUCGGGUGGCCUUACCUGGCUCGGUUAUUAGCGAGCGAGAGACAGAUCGUGGCAACGGCUCAACGCGAUCUGACCUCGUCACACCCGGGCCAGAGAUAAGAGGCCCAGAAUCCAAUCACUGCCGGGUAUCGUAUCUCUACCCGCAAAGCAAGGGAAGGUGUGUUGCCAAAAGCGAGUGCAGUUCGAAUAUUUCGUAUCGACUGGCUUCAUGGUGUCGAGGGGUCAGCAGGAACACCCACGAUUUUUGCAGAGUUUUCUUCAGUUUGUUGUGGAAAUCUCUGGUGUGUAUGGAACACCUCUGAUGUCACUCACUUUCACAACUGCCACCCGUAUUUAAAACGUUUCCUUUUCUCUAGAAAAGAGACUUGAUUGUGUUGAGGACAGCGGCUGGAGACAUGUUUCCGGUCAGUUGUUUAUGAGAAAACAUGUAGUUUAAAUUUAGGAACUUCGUCACACUGCUGAUAAGAUUCCCAUCCGUCAUGUCCGGGUAGGCUGUUGUUAUUUGUGUUGCCUAGGAAACCUCAGGCAAGCAGACGACUGUUUGUCGUGCGCCUUCAUAAUAACAUCGAACAUAACAGCAGCAGGUGUGUCAUGUUACUCCAUCGCCGGAUCGAACAGAAAUAAUGAGCACCGCUGACAUUCACGACAGUUCGGAUGCUGGUGGCACAGCUUACAUCAACAACAGCAACGGAGGUACCCCGAAUAACACAUCAAACAUCACAGCUCCAAAGAAAGAUGCUCACAAGGAUGGCCCACGGAAUCCCCCGAGAAGAAGCAAGAAGUUGGCUGUGGGUAUUACCGUUGGUGUGUUUAGUGCGGGUGUCGUCGCUGUUGUUGUCGCCGUCACCUUAACAAGAAAAGGCAGCGACACUUGUGACCUCACUCCAUCUCACAAGAAGGGGAAUUUCCAAGAAUCAGACUUUCUUGCCUCGGUUUCAUUCCAACUGUCCUUGUCACCUGAUCUGAACAUAACUGACAGCAAGACAUACAACGAAACACUGAUUGGUUUGUGGGACUGGGUGAGUGUGGUCUUUGACCAAAGUUCAAUGUCCUCCUGCUUCAGCUUUCUAGGAACUCGACUGAUGAACAACGGAAGCGAGGCUGCAGUCUACCUGCAGGUAAACGGCACCUGCCACAACCUGUCGGAGAGUCAAGUGAUGGCAGUGUAUGAGGAAGGGCACAACAAUCUAAUCAAGAGACAUCCUCGAUGUACCGACAGAGUCUUCCCAACAAUUAAUGUUACAAAGAAUCCUCGCAUGUCGUCCGCCAUUCCGCCACCGGCAGACAUUCAGGACACAGUCUGUGGCCAGUCUCAGCUCUAUCGUGUACGCAGAAUCGUGGGAGGUGCUCCGACACACCGCGGACAGUACCCGUGGGUCAUCUUCCUGUUGAUUAACGGCCAACCCCAGUGUGGAGGCAGCAUCUGGGACUACGACAUCAUCCUGACUGCAGCUCACUGUGUCAACAAGUUACUCCGGGACAAGACUACCGGCGAGCUGGACACCACUCUACUCAAAAUCAUCGCCGGCAAGUGGGAGUUCAACCACAGCUUCACCCACUACGAGCAGGAAGUGCACGUGACCUCGGGCCGCAUCCACGCAAAUUACGAUCAAGUGUCGUUCCAUAACGACAUCGCCCUGUUGAAGUUAGCUCAACGUCUGAAGCCCACCGAGCUGGUGAUGAAGGUCUGUCGUCCUCUACCCACUGACCCGCUCCCACCCAAGGGGAUUGUUGCCGGGUGGGGAACAACAUCAGCGGACCCCACCAAGCCGGUCUACGCACAGCAACUACAGUUUGUAGAGCUCAAUCUCUACAACUACACGGACUGUAACAGCCAGUUCAGCACACUGUUCAGUGGCAGUCCCAAUUUAUCUUUUUAUCUGAACAACGGGACACUGUGUGCCACCAACGGUGUCAAUGGAGGAAAGGAUUCUUGUCAGGGCGAUUCAGGAGGACCACUUUUUCAAAAAGUGGGAACUACAGGAAGUGGGAACUACACCAUCUUCGGCAUCGUGUCUUUCGGUUACAAGUGUGGUCACCAAGGAGACCCUGGGGUUUACACUCUGGUCCAAUCUUACCUCGACUGGAUAAGCACCACGAUUCCCCUUCUGUGAUAUGUUGUCUUCUGUGUGGACACAUUGAGCAGACACGCAGGACAUACAGGUGUAGAGGAACGAUGAAAGUCUUGUUAUCAAGUUCAGAUACAAAACAUUAUUAUUAUACUCAUUUCUCAUAAAUUCUUUUAUGAUAAAUUGUUUCAUCAUCAUCAUCAUCAUCAUCAUCAUCAUCAUCAUCAUCAUCAUCAUCAUCAUCAUCAUCAUGUGUUCGUGAGACACAGGGUACAUAACACGCUGUUAGUGUGACACGUGUUGGUGAGACACAGGGGGCUUAACUCGCUAGUGUGACAUGUGUUCGUACACAGGGGGCUUAACUCGACUAGUGUGACAGUGUGAAGCUAUUACUGCUGGUCAGUACACAGUGGAUGUCAUGUCUCUACUUCACAUUAGUGUAAUCUCCUCUAUUGCUACAGGUGUUUGUAAAAUAAAGUUCUCGUUCUUAUACAAAUUAUUUCACGCCCGACUCAAGGAUGACAAAAUGUUUGUUGCGAUUUUAUUUCUAACCAUAAGACACUGGCAUCUAGCAUUAGAAUUUCUUUCAUCUAUUGUAUGAUCCGUUAUUACUUUUCAAUAUCUGAUUAAUUUUGUUACUUUCCUUUUUGAGUGAAGUAAUCUUCUUAUCCACCAUUUCAUCAUUUUUUUAUUUUAUAAUGUUUGUCCUUCAAUGCUGCCUAGGCUCCCCAAAAACAUCUUACACAAGUUAUCAGUUACUGAUAGUUGCGGUUCUUUAUUUCCUAUCGUUUUAAUUUUUUUAAAAUAGAUGCAGUAGAUUUUUGUAUAAUGUUAUCGAAGACCUAUACAUUUUAUUCAUUUACUUAUAUCCUUAAGGAGAGGACAAGAGUUUCGAAACUUAUUAAUCUAAGGUAUAGAGAGGAAGAGCGAUUAUUGAAUCAUCUGAUUACAUUCAAAUUUGAGUGAGACAAUUUAAUUUAGGAUAAUGAAAUAAUGAAUAAAAUCUCUGAGGAAGGAAGCCAUUGUGUGUAGAAUUGGCUCUUCUUCAUAUCUAAACUUUGUUUCAGCUCCAGAGAAGUUUUUGUUGUAUUGAGCUCUUUUGGAUUGUUUGCAUUUGUGAUAAUGUUUGUAAACAUCGAGAAUUAAAUUGCAGUGUCGCACUAUAAAAACUUUAUUACUUUAUGUGUCUUGAAUGAAGCAAUCUAUCUCAGCAUAACAAUAUAAUUACCAUUGCCAGGUAUCAGGCAAUCGCCCAAUGUUAUUGUUACCAUCACAUGGUUACCAGCCGCAUCUUCGAUACUUUCUUGAGAAAUGCAUUUUGAAGAGAUUGCUAAUACCUACAGAAAUGAAAAAUGAUAAAGUUGGAAGAAACUGAUGGAUUUACUGGAGACCUCUGUACAUUUUUCUGUCUCUUAUUCAAGCCUUUAGAGAUAAACUCUCCCCACUCUGAAGAAAGGCGGUGUACUGUGUAUGUCAAGGUAUA